AUGCAGGAAAUUGUAGUAAUCACCUGCCCAGGUGGCAAACAAUGCCCUCAUCUCAUCCGUCUCCUAUACGAUAAAUCUAGAUUCAAACUCCGUCUAGCAGGCCACACCACCGAAUCCGCCUCUCAUCUCCAAAACACCUACCCAGAGGCCGAAGUACAAACAUGCGACACGACCUCCCUCACAGACUGCCGCAAGCUUCUUAGCAAUGCAACAUCAGUCUACCACGUGGGUCCCUCGCUCCAUUCCCGUGAACAGGAAAUCGGGAUGAACAUGAUCGAUGCAGCCGUUGCCGAGAGCCAAAAGCCAGAUACAAAUUUCAAGCACUUCGUCUAUUCCAGCGUACUCGGCACCCAGCAUCGAAACCUCAUGCAACACGACCACAAGUGCCGCGUCGAAGAAAGACUACUACUAAGUCCUCUGAACUUCACAAUUCUCCAACCAACCAAUUUCAUGGAUGCGUAUCCGACUGCUGCACUCGCAAACAUCGAAGACCCGUCUAUCGAGUAUCUUUGGGGCAUUUAUAAUCCAAAUGUUGCCAAUAGUUUAAUUGCGCUCAGAGAUCUGGCUGAAGCCGCGGCCCGGGUUUUGGACGAGCGAGAACCACACUAUUUCGCUCAGUACCCGCUGUGCUCGACCUUCCCUGUCUCUGAUGCCGAAGCCAUUAAGGUUAUUGGAAAACACAUUGGUAAGGAGAUCAAGGUUCCAACUCCCACUUUUGAAGAGGGUGUUAGCAAGCUUCUCAAGUUUUUAUAUACCGGGGAGAGCGGGAUGUACAGCGGGGAUCAUGUGGAUUCGGAUUUGAGAUGGCCAGCCUCACAGGGGGAUCUACGUCCUGAUAUCACAAAGGACCAGGCCGAGAGGCUAAUUUUGUUCUAUAAUCGGCGUGGAUUGAAAGGGAAUCCCAGUGUUUUGAGGUGGUUGAUUGGGAGGGAGCCUACGAGUGUUGAUGAGUGGGUGAAGAUUCAACUGAAAGGCUAG
This is a messenger RNA of Penicillium robsamsonii, 978 nucleotides long. RefSeq lists its product as uncharacterized. The transcript has a single exon. The record is from RefSeq and is a predicted model, not a curated record. Bases 1 to 978 code for a protein of 325 amino acids. Lineage: Eukaryota; Fungi; Ascomycota; Eurotiomycetes; Eurotiales; Aspergillaceae.